Messenger RNA from Rubroshorea leprosula, 924 nucleotides. The record is from the annotation of a GenBank genome assembly. NCBI's taxonomy places the organism in Eukaryota, Viridiplantae, Streptophyta, Magnoliopsida, Malvales, Dipterocarpaceae.
GCUCCAGCUCAAAAGACCUUUAUGUAUGUAUGGGCUUGGGUCUGGGCCUAUUUAACGUCGAAGACCAGUUUAAUGGUAUGUUACUUGACAGAAUUGCCACUCUCCGUCUCCGCCUUGCUCCUCUCGUCUUGCUCCGACGAUCGGUGCUGCUGCUCUUUGCUUCCUUUCCGUUAAAAUUGGCAGUUGAAGGAUAGGAUUUUGCAGCCAUGGAUGAUGACAGUGCAAACCCUUUACGGAGAAUGUCGAGCCGGACUCGUAAAGUUGCUCCUAAAAUGGCUGCUGCGCUCGGCAGCACUGACAAUCGAAACCAGGCGGCUCUUGCUCGGCUGGAAGCUCUGGAAAAUGAUAAUGCGGGGAUAGAGACGGUGGAGAUUAAUGACGACGACGAGGCUUCUCUUGACGAUGAUGAUCAAGUAUACAUGCAAAAGAAACUGGCCAAGGGCACAAAAAGGAAAACCCGGCAGGCAAAAGCACUUGAAAAUGCUAGAAAGGCCCCAAGAACAUUUCUUGAACUUUUACAUGAGGCAAACCUUGAAGCCUUGCCUCCACACGUUCCAUCCUACUUGAGGGCAGCAGUUGGACCUCCAAGUUCUACCUCUCGCCGCCAUUUCUGCAGUGUUUGUGGCUUUACUGCCAACUAUACCUGUGUAACAUGUGGAAUGAGAUUUUGCUCGUGCCGUUGCCAAAACAUACAUAAUGAUACUCGAUGUCUAAAAUUUGUUGCCUGAAUUGUUAAGUCUUUGAACACAAUAAUUUUCUCAAAUGCCAGAAACAGAGGAUAAAAGAGCUUAUAUAACGGAGUAGAUGCUGAAUUGGCUUUAUUUUCUCCUAGGUCUUAGUAGGUUUCUUGAGAUUGCUUUGUUUUCUAUAGCAAUGUAUAUGGAUUGUUGUUAAAUUGUUAAUGAUAGAUUCAUUUCUGAAAAG